Sphaerulina musiva SO2202 is the source of this 288-nucleotide messenger RNA. RefSeq lists its product as uncharacterized. Lineage: Eukaryota; Fungi; Ascomycota; Dothideomycetes; Mycosphaerellales; Mycosphaerellaceae. The transcript is spliced from 2 exons. The record is from RefSeq and is a predicted model, not a curated record. Bases 1 to 288 code for a protein of 95 amino acids.
AUGGCAAGCAAUUUAAUGUCAAUGCAGACCUCUGCUGCACAUGGCCACACGCCCACCAAUCGUCCCGGUCCUAUGCCCAUGCAGCAAAACGUUCUCUGGACAAAUGGCGACAGCUCCAGCGAUUCCAGUGACAGUGGACAGUCUCCAAUAGAAAUCCCACCACGGUGUUCGAGGUGCCAGCGUACUCCCAGCAUAGACAUUCAGACCGGCAAAAGCAACAUGGUGUCAUAUGGACUGAACAACUGGUACUGCAGUCGGUGUGCUGCCCUCGUCGGCUUCAAGCGCUGA